Achroia grisella is the source of this 1269-nucleotide messenger RNA. RefSeq lists its product as uncharacterized. Gene Ontology annotation, molecular function: aspartic-type endopeptidase activity. The coding region runs from base 1 to 1269 and encodes 422 amino acids. The record is from RefSeq and is a predicted model, not a curated record. Gene Ontology annotation, biological process: proteolysis. NCBI's taxonomy places the organism in Eukaryota, Metazoa, Arthropoda, Insecta, Lepidoptera, Pyralidae. The transcript has a single exon.
AUGCAGCACCUCAAGGGUAAAAUAAAAGGAGAAGCUGAACGUCUCAUUCACCAUCUCACCAUCUCCUCAGAUAAUUAUGACACCGCGUGGGAAAUCUUAACACACCGCUAUAAUAACCCACAAAUUCUAUUCACAAAGCAUAUUGAGAUAUUAUUAAAUCAAGCCAAUAUAAGCAAACAAACGUCAUUCGAUAUUAAAAAGCUGCACGACGUUAGCAUGGAAUGUAUCCAUGCCAUUCACAAUCUUGGCAUUGAUACAACAACCUGGGACCCAUUAUUAGUCCAUAUAUUAUCAAAAAAAUUAGAUCAUUUAACGUAUGCUGCCUAUAUGGAAGCUCGUAAGGAUCCCAGGAGUCUGCCAGCUUUAGACGAAUUUAUGGGAUUCCUAGAGAGUAAAUUUACAGCUCUCGAACCCAUAAGUAGAAAGGAAAGGGUAGUGACAACUGAAAAGGUGUCACAGCAUCAUAUAAGCAAACCAUCAUCAUCAAAUUCAUUUAGAUUUAUGAGCACUGGGAGACCUAGCAUAAAUAUUUAUUCUCAUAAUAAUACAGGCCAUAAUAAAAUAGAUAAACCAUAUCAAAAACCAUUCUUUCAAGCAGUAACUACGAAGACAUAUAAAUGUCCACAAUGCAAUCAAGACCAUGAUUUAUUUAAAUGUAAUCAGUUCAUUGACCUGUCACCAAAAUCAAAAUUGGCGACAGUGACUAAACUUAAUAUAUGUCCAAAUUGUCUAUACAAACAUGACACUAAUUGUUUUUCAACGAAGCGAUGUAAGGAAUGCAACAGCGAGCAUAAUACGAUGCUCCACGACGCGUUUCCAAUAAAGAGGUCACCACAAAUGAAUAAUAAAAAUUUUGCAAAAUCAGCUGACAAACGAUAUAGCGCUAAUUAUGUAGCAAAUAAUGAUGAAAUGUUAUUAACAACUAUACAAAUGCAGGUAUUAUCAAGCGAUGGGUCGUAUGUAACUCUACGGGCCUUAUUAGACCAAGGUUCGCAGAUUACUAUGAUAACGGAAAGCGCCGUACAACUGUUAGGAUUGCCUCGUGAACAUCUGAACGCUUCCGUUGCUGGUAUAGGAGAAUCACCAAAUCAAAGCAGGGGAAAAGUUCUACUGGACUGCAAAUCGUUACGUAACGACUAUGAGUUUGUUGCCGAAGCACUAAUUAUGCCGAGAAAAAUAGUUCGCAAUCUGCCUACUACAUCAUUCGAUAUAAGUAAUUUUCAUCACUUAAAAAAUUUACCAUUAGCAGACCCUGAUUAUAACACUUAA